AAUCGAGCUGGAGCUCGGAGUCGAGCUCGACAAAAAUGGUCGAGGAGUCGAGCUCGUUGCCACCCCUGGCCCCCUAGGCCUAUGAUUGGGCGGGCAUAUGGGGAACUCGAAUUAGUCGAUUCUCAGUCGUCAGAGCUUCUACGUUUCUACAGUUUUUGAAUACUUUGCCUCGAAUCUUUCUUUGAUACAGUUGACAGCUGCAAUAGUUUAAUGUCGAAUAGUGUGAGUGAUUGGUAAGUUGUGGAUAUCGGUUAGUAAUUUAGGUCAAAUUCAGUAGAAUUUUGGAUCGAGGAAAAGGGGUUUUAGAUGCAAACAAGGGGAAGACAGCAGAAUGAGGGGGCGCUAUUCAGGCGAUUCUUCUACCGGAAGCCGCCUGAUCGGCUUCUGGAAAUCUCCGAGAGGGUCUACGUGUUUGAUUGUUGCUUCUCCACUGAUGUACUCGACGAAGAUGAGUAUAGAACAUACCUGAAUGGAAUUGUAGCUCAGCUACAGGAUUGCUUCCCAGAUGCUUCAUUUAUGGUUUUUAAUUUCGAAGGAGAAAGGAGGAGCCAAUUAUCUGAUAUAUUAUCAGAAUAUGAUAUGACGGUAUUGGAUUACCCUCGGCUGUAUGAAGGUUGUCCACUGUUACCACUAGAGAUGAUCCAGCAUGUCUUGCGAUCUAGUGAGAGCUGGUUGUCGCUUGAAGGCCAACAAAAUGUGCUUUUAAUGCACUGUGAAAGGGGAGGAUGGCCUGUGCUUGCUUUUAUGCUUGCGGGCCUUCUUCUUUACAAAAAGCAGUUCACCGAUGAGCAGAAGACUCUUGAAAUGGUAUACAAGCAAGCACCCAGGGAGAUUCUUUAUCUUCUUUCUCCUCUGGAUCCCCAGCCAUCUCAGCUCAGAUAUCUUCAGUACAUCUCUAGAAGAAAUUUUGGGUCGGAUUGGCCACCAUCGGAUACACCUCUGGCUUUGGAUUGUAUUAUACUUAGACUUCUUCCUUUAUAUGAGGGUGGCAGAGGAUGCCGACCAAUACUGCGUGUAUAUGGUCAGGAUCCUUCUUCAGAAACAUCAAGUAGAAGUUCAAAGCUUUUGUUUACAACUUCUAAAGUGGGAAAACAUACUCGUGUGUAUCAAAAGGAAGAGUGUGAAAUAGUAAAAAUCGACAUCCAUUCCCGUGUUCAAGGGGAUAUUGUUCUUGAGUGCACCCAUUUGGAGGAUGAUCUGGUGAAGGAAGAAAUUAUUUUUAGAGUUAUGUUCCAUACGGCAUUUAUCAGGUCAAAUGUUUUAAUGCUGACCCGUGAUGAAGUUGAUGUUCUUUGGGAUGCCAAGGAUCAAUUUUCAGGGGAAUUCAAAGUAGAGGUACUCUUUUCAGAUGCAGAUUCAGUUCCAUCCAUCACCUCCAUGAAAGCAGUAAAUGAAGAUGGCAGUGAAGCCGAAAGUGUCACAGCUGAGGAACAUUUUGAGGCAGAAGAGAUCUUCAGCAGUGUAGUUGAUGGGCAGGAUGGCAAGCUGGAGCCUGAUAACCUUACACUUGUAUCUAGUUCGCAGGACAAAGUACCUCACAACCUUGAAGUUUCUAUUCCAUGUAUUAUCAGUACAGAAGAAAUCAUGAAAAUUUGGAGGUGGAUUCUAUUAUUGGCCUUAAACCCACUGAUAGGCCUUCAAAUGGCACUAACUACGCUUGGGUUCUUACUCGACGCGAUGGAAGAUCUUCUCGUGUAGGUUUACGUGAAGGUGAGAUGCUUAUUUACUAGUUCCUGUGAAUAACUCUUGUUUGGUAGGAUACUUGUGCAUAUCUUUUCUCGCAAAAUCAUAAAACCCAGCGCCAAAUGGGGAAUGUCUGACUUACACAUUAUUCAAGUGAGAGUUGUUCCAGCUUUGAGAUUGAUUGCUGGAGAAGUUCAGAAAUGCAUGACGUUGUUAGGCAUGAUGCUCAAUUGUGAAGGAAGAUUUUCCCUGGGGAGUUAUUGAGCUGUUGUUGCCACCCACUGAUUCUUUUUUCAGAUAAGUUCUCUCAACUAUAGAAUUCAUGAAAUGUGUUGAGGUUGCUCACGUGGGCUUGUACCUUAUGGAUCGUGAACUGUUGGAUUGACAUAUAAUGAUAUCAUUAUGUGUGAUUCAACGGCUCAGAACUCUUUGGAUUUUGAAUAUGAUGUUAUCAUCAUAUGUACUUAUAAAUAUUCUGUGAAUCUGAUAAAUUAAA
Messenger RNA from Sesamum indicum (sesame), 2179 nucleotides. The record is from RefSeq and is a predicted model, not a curated record. NCBI's taxonomy places the organism in Eukaryota, Viridiplantae, Streptophyta, Magnoliopsida, Lamiales, Pedaliaceae.